UGUCAGGUUCAGCUGUUGUGCAUUCUUACAGGCACAUACUCUUCACUCAGUUUGUGAUAGCAUUUAAACCCAGAAAGAUUUUAUAUCUUCUUUAGAUACUGCUCAAGUUCUAGUCUAGUUGUUAUCUGUUAAUUUUGUCCAGUCAAUGAUGCAAUCUUUAGAACAGUUAGGGAGCAGGAUUGUAUAUGUCCUGGGGCCAACUGUUGUGUUAAUUCUGAGAGCUCUUUUAUCUGUCCUAAGCACCUAUUGUCCAGAUUUGGUGAUAUGCAUGGUUAUGGAAUCUGAUAAUCUUAUUUGUCAGUUGUUCUUUUCAAAUGUCCUGUAUAUUUGUCCUGGAUUGUUUUCCUUUUAUCUCUGUAUAUGUGGAAUAAUAUUAUUGCUCAUAUUAUCGCAAAUAUUACAACAAUCCAGAAAUCCUAUCAUUGCUUCUGAGAUGGCUAGCUCUAGCUCUUCUGCACUCCCACCGUCGUCCUCGGACGCGAUUAAGCCUGAGAUCUUUGAUGGGACCGGCUUUAAGCGCUGGCAGGCCCGGACGAGGCUGUGGUUGAUGGAGCUCGGUUUAUUCUGGGUCCUCACCGAAGAGCCGCCCGCCCCCCAGGGGGAAGCCGUGCUAGACGAGGUCGAAAGAACGCGUCUUGACGCGUUAAGGGCCCGUUGGGAGAAGGCAAAUGCGUCUGCCCUGGCACGUCUCUUGGCUGUUCUGUCGAACAGGCUCUUCGACGUGUACGUGAGCUUCGGGGAAGCGCGGAAGGUGUGGACAGAGCUGAAUGACAAGUAUGCUGAAAGCGACAACGGCAACGAGUCCUUCAUGGUGGCAAGCUAUCUGAACUUUCGUAUGGGAGAUGGCAGAUCAGUCAUGGAACAAAUCCAUGAGCUUCAACUGAUCGUGCGGGACUUAGGCCAGUAUGGCUGUGUCCUCCCGGAGAACUUUCAGAUUAAUGCCAUUCUGGCAAAGCUGCCUACUUCUUGGCGUGACUUUGUCACUGCACGUCGGCAUUUGAAGCAGCGAUUGACUCUUAAUGAGCUCAUUGCUGCUAUAAAUGUCGAGGAGAAGUCCAAGGCAGGCUAUGGUGGGGGGAAGACGUCUGCUCAAGCAAACCUUGUCGAACACAAGAACCAUCCUGGCAAGAAUAUGAAGAAAGAAAAGACCAAGCCUGGGUUUUCGGGACCGAAGGUCAAUGCAAUGAAGAAGAAGAAAAAACCCGAGAUUGUCUGCUACGUCUGCGGCGAGUCGGAUCACAAAGCCAACAGAUGCCGCAAUCGUAAAGGCAAGGGGCCAACACCUGAACAGCAGAAGGCAGCCAAAGCCCAAGUGAAUGUGGCGGUUGCAAUGGCCAAUGAUACUGGCAAAGGCGACUCCACUAGUGGGGCGCAGAUGGUGGAUCCGUACUGAUGGGGAACGGGGUCUCGGCAGCAGUGCGCGGAGUAGGACAAGUGAGCCUGAAGUUGACUUCUGGCAAGACUCUUGUCCUGAAGGACGUGCUGUUUGUACCUGCCAUGACGCGCA
Messenger RNA from Phragmites australis (common reed), 1507 nucleotides. RefSeq lists its product as uncharacterized. The record is from RefSeq and is a predicted model, not a curated record. Lineage: Eukaryota; Viridiplantae; Streptophyta; Magnoliopsida; Poales; Poaceae. The transcript has 2 exons. Gene Ontology annotation, molecular function: nucleic acid binding; zinc ion binding. Bases 146 to 1393 code for a protein of 415 amino acids.